AUGGCCGGCACAAGAAAGCAAGAGACGGCGCUGCCAACGAUGGGCGACGACAUGGGCGACGGGCUGCAUUGGAAGCUCAAGGCGCGGACGUUUGCGAUCACGUUCUUUAGCUACGCCAUGUUCCACGUUGCGCGGAAAUCCUUCUCGUCCAUCAAGGGCGAGCUUAGCCGCGAAGAGUGGAUGGAGUCGUCCUUGACAACGAGCCAAAGCAACAUGUACGGCAUCAUGGACAUGGUCUUCAUGGGCUGCUACGCGUCCGGCCUGUACGUCAGCGGCAUGAUGGGCGACCGUGUCGACCUGCGCCUCUUCAUCUCGCUCGGUAUGUUCUGCACGGGCGCCGCGCUCGUCGUCUUUGGCCUCGCGGGCUUUGCCAACGUGCACGCCUUCGCCUUCUUCGUCGUGCUCUGGGGCAUCAACGGCCUCGUGCAGUCGUGCGGCUGGCCGUCCAACGUGGCCGUCAUGUCCAAGUGGUUUGGUCACAAUGAGCGUGGCGUCGCCAUGGGCUUGUGGAGCGGGUGCGCGUCGUUUGGCAAUAUUUUUGGCGGCGCGCUCGUCGGUCUUCUCUGCUCGUACUUGGAUGCGUCGAUCGCUUGGAAGGUCGUCUUGCUUGUCGCGGGCGGCUUGCUCUGGCUCCUUGCGCUCGUCGUGUAUUGCUUUUUGAUUCCGGAUCCGGCCGACGCCCCAUCGCUCGUGGCCGACAACGAGACGCCCGAGACGCCGAUGACCAAGCCCAAUAUGCUCGAACCGACGCUCGUCAAGCCGUCGCAUGUCCCUGGGAUUUCGUUUUGGCGUGCGUGGCUCAUUCCUGGUGUACUGCCGUACGCCUUGGCGUAUGCGUGCAUCAAGUCGGUGAGCUACUCGCUCUUCUUCUGGGUACCGUACUACCUCACGGUCGCCUUCUCGAUGGACACGUCCCGCGCCAACUUUUACUCGAUUCUGUACGACUGCGGGGCCAUUCUUGGCGCCAUCUCGGGCGGCUACGCGACCGACCGGAUGCAAGUGCGCUCGCCGUACGUCGUCGUUUCGCUCGUACUCUCCGCCAUUGUGCUGCACUUUUUGUUUGGCGCGACUGAGCACGAGACCGCGAUCAUCCUCUUUGCGCUGGGGCUCCUCACGGGCGGUCCCGAGACGCUCAUCACGACGGCAAUUUCCGCCGACCUCGGCACGCACCCGUCGCUCCACGGCAACCAAGCCGCGCUCGCGACCGUCGCUGGCAUCAUUGACGGAACCGGCAGCUUUGGCGCGGCGCUCAUGCAGUUUGUUGUUGGCGCCGUCGCGCACUGCGAGCAAACGUGCACGCUCCAAGACGUGUGUACGACAACGUGCGGCUGGGCCAACGUCUUUUCCGUGCUGCAGGUCAUGCUCGUCGUGGGCGUUCUCUGCCUUCUCAAAAUGCUGUACCAAGACACGCAAGCGCUUCUUCUCUCGUAA
Molecule: messenger RNA, 1431 nt
Organism: Saprolegnia parasitica CBS 223.65
Lineage: Eukaryota; Oomycota; Saprolegniomycetes; Saprolegniales; Saprolegniaceae
Exons: 7
Coding region: 1-1431 (476 amino acids)
Biological process (GO): transmembrane transport
Cellular component (GO): endoplasmic reticulum membrane
Molecular function (GO): transmembrane transporter activity
Source: RefSeq, a predicted model, not a curated record